AUGUCAGGUCGUCUCAUCUCGCCGGUGCUCGCGAUCCUCGUCGGCGUCGGUUCCGGUGUCUACAUCUUUAGUACGUCCACAUCGCCCCUUCAUCUUCUUGCCAAGCUCCAUUCUGAUACAUCACGCCCUCACAGAACCCUUGUUGGAAUCCUACGCCGCGUGAGUCCCUCCACUCUCUCGUUCCCCUCAAGCCCCUUCGAGCUCCCCCCUCUGCUCUGUAUGCAGUUCAACAGGCGGUUCCUUCCGCCCCUCCGACGACCAUCACUCAGCUCCCGUACCACCCCUCCCUAUGACCCAACUCCAGCCGGGCAAGACACUCCAAGGGGAAGACCUAGGCGCGAGUCCGACGCAGGCUAUUGUGGGCGGUCAGGGGAGGAUAGAGUUGGUCGCGAGUCAGACGACGGAGGAGGGGAAACCAAAGUUGGUUUGA
Messenger RNA from Microbotryum saponariae, 430 nucleotides. NCBI's taxonomy places the organism in Eukaryota, Fungi, Basidiomycota, Microbotryomycetes, Microbotryales, Microbotryaceae. The record is from the annotation of a GenBank genome assembly.